Cladocopium goreaui is the source of this 378-nucleotide messenger RNA. The record is from the annotation of a GenBank genome assembly. NCBI's taxonomy places the organism in Eukaryota, Dinophyceae, Suessiales, Symbiodiniaceae.
AUGCUGGAUGGAAUAUUCUACGAUCUGGGUGAGCGUGUGACUGAAAGGAUCAACGAGCUCAGUAUGACACACGACUACGUGUCUGGAGUUCACUACGCGUUGGUUGAAGGAGGAGGCAACGUGGAGGACCAGUUGGCAGAGCUGACUGACGCGCCUGGUGGACACGAAGGAGGUGAGAGUGAAAAUCCAGAGGAUGACAUGGAGGUGGAAACUACCCGUGAAAGAAGUCAGUAUGGACCUUCAAUUUCAGAGAUGUAUGAGGCCUUGAAGCAAGAGCAAAGACUAUGCCUCAUAGAUGGAGACAUCGGAGAUUCAGCGACCAUUCAGAACAUUGAUGUUUGGGAUUCUGCAGGUCACCCAAACUGGCUUGACAGCUGA